This is a messenger RNA of Lingula anatina, 1735 nucleotides long. RefSeq lists its product as uncharacterized. Gene Ontology annotation, molecular function: oxidoreductase activity. The record is from RefSeq and is a predicted model, not a curated record. Lineage: Eukaryota; Metazoa; Brachiopoda; Lingulata; Lingulida; Lingulidae.
AAAAAUUGCUUUUUUCUCCAAGCCCACGUAUUCAUUCCCAUUCACCUCCAGCUAAAAAUGACCACUCAGCUUUACGUCUUACACCACUACACUUCCAGCACAAUUCUAACCAAUGCUAAUCUCCUCCGGUACCCCUUAUUCUUCGCCUUUGAUUUUGCAAAAAGGAAAACCAGGGUAGGAGUGACUUAAGAUGGCAGCUCUUCAACCUAGCCUGGAUGCAGCAAGCACUAAGGACAGACUCAAGGGGCGGGUAGCUAUAGUCACAGGGGGUGCCAGUGGUAUAGGCAGUGCAUGUGUGCGACGAUUCUUGAAUGACGGAGCACUUGUUGCCUUCUUCGACAUCGACCAAGUUGCCGGGAAACAGUUGGAAGCUGAGCUCCAGGCGGCUGGCUCUGAGACGAAAUUUUACCAGGUCGACGUUUCCGACCGAGAGGCGUGCUUCAAGGCCGUUAGCCACGUAGCUAGCCAGUACGGUGGCUGCAUCAACUUUCUUGUGAACAGUGCUGCUGUAUUCAUAUUUAAAGCUCUAGAUGCCGACACGUCCGACUGGGCACAAGUCAUGAGUGUGAAUGUGGCUGGAUACUCGAAUAUGGUACAGGCCUGCUUUCCUCACAUGAAGACAGCCGAACCUGACGCCAGAUCAGUCGUCAAUAUAGCCAGUAACCUCAGCCACGUGGCAUCGGCCAGUAAGUGGACGUACUGUACCAGUAAAGGUGCCGUGCUGGAGCUGACCCGGUGUAUGGCACUGGACUUGGCCAAAGAUGACAUUCGGGUGAACUCCGUGUCACCGGGAUCCAUAAAUACAGCUGCGCUCGCAAACUUCUUCGCAGGCGAUGAAGACCAAAAGAGGUGGUUCGAGGGAUGUCACAUGAUGAACCGAAUCGGAGCAUGCGCAGAAGUUGCUGCCGCCAUUGCCUUCCUCUGCAGCAGAGACGCAUCCUUCAUCACGGGCGCCGAUCUCCCGGUAGAUGGCGGGUUCACGGCAGUAGGCCCUGAAAGGCAUGGGAAAGACGGAGCCAAGUUCACUGGCACGAUCCCAAAGUAGAUGCUGCACCUGUCCUUCAUUUAGAACUAAGCAAAGUUUAACUAUCCAAUGCCCCAAAUGGUUCCGACCACGUGCCCAUUGCCCUUCCAUUUUAGAAAAUAGGGGAGUAUCAACUCGCGACACCAUGAAAUUAAAUAGUUGGUAGAAAAUGAAUAGAAAAACGCCAAUCAGAUAACUGGUCCUUCUAUGUUUAAUGCUUCACACGAUACGUAUUGGAUUCAUUUUAAAUAAUCAAUUAUACUCUCUCCAUUCAUACCUUUACAACCAAUAGUAAACAUCUUUUUCGUAUUGUAUCUUAUUGUUAAUUGAACCAUGCUGUGUAUUGAGAUGUGUGUAAAAGUAAAAAUGCUAAAUAAUACCAGUAAUAACUAGAAAAGCACUCAGAGAGCGCAGACCUCCGCCAAGGCAGUAAAGUCUCCAUCUAAUGCCGUUUCACCCCUAAAUUUUCGAUAUUUUUGAUUAGUGAUUAUUGAUACGGAUCGCCACCAAAAACUAUCGAUCUGUUUCUUGGUCCACCUCUGACAGUUCCUAAAAAAUUCAUCAAAAUCGGUCCAAAACUUUUUGAAUAAUGUUGAUGACAGACAGACAAACAGAGGUGAAAACAUAACCUCCUUGGCGGAGGUAAUAAUAGUAGCAAUGACAUUUUACAGUCUCUUUGAGGUGUUUAUACUGUCACCUAGUAUUUCAGAG